AUGAAGGCACUUGCCAGCUUCGCCAUGGUCACCGCCGCGCUCGCGGCCAAGAUCUCACAACACUACUCUAACAUGGGCCUGGACUUGUCCGCCACGCCUGCUAUUGCCGCCGAUAACUCGACGGGGGCUUACUGCGGCGUAGGCUAUACAUACUGCGGGUAUAUCCUAAAGGAGCAGAAGAAUUUCGAUGAGGCCACUAUCCUCACGGCGUACUGCGCCGGCGGCUAUUGUGAUGCUGGCAAUGGGUCCACGGACACGGAUCCAAUGCAGGGGCUGUACGUGUGCCUGCCUGAGUCUGCCAUCCCGAAGAGGAACAAGCAGGAUGAUGAGCCGUAUACAGGCCCGGUCAAGAUUGAGCUGCUCUGCGCCUGCAAUGGCAAGGCGUUUGGAGGUGGUGACAACGUCUGCCUCAACCCAGAUGGUGAUCACAUCGGAAGAUGCAGCACACCGUGCUCCAAUAGUGCGUCUUCAUGA
This is a messenger RNA of Cryphonectria parasitica EP155, 474 nucleotides long. RefSeq lists its product as uncharacterized. The record is from RefSeq and is a predicted model, not a curated record. The transcript has 2 exons. NCBI's taxonomy places the organism in Eukaryota, Fungi, Ascomycota, Sordariomycetes, Diaporthales, Cryphonectriaceae. Bases 1 to 474 code for a protein of 157 amino acids.